UAUUAAGGGUCAUUAGCUUAACAAAAAUAAGCUGUUAUAAAACAGCAGAAAUAAGCAGCCAGAAGUGUACUAAUAAAUAAAUAAACAAUUUAGUUCAUUUGUUCUAGCAGUCGUUCUUGCAUUUAGAAAAAGUAAAGCAAGAAUGUUUAAAAAGUUUGAUGAAAAAGAGCAUGUUUCUGGUGUUACUCAGUUGAAAUCAUCAGUACAGAAAGCUAUCAGAACAAAGCUGCUAGAACAAUUUCCCCACUUAGAUGACUACAUGAAUCAAAUUUUGCCUAAAAAAGAAAAUUUACGUGUGGUCAAAUGCCAUGAUCACAUUGAAAUCAUUGUUGGUGCAAACGGCGAGCUUCUGUUCUUUCGACAACGAGAAGGACCCUAUUUUCCAACACUUAGACUUUUGCAUAAAUAUCCAUUUAUCUGUCCAUGGGAACAAGUUGAUAGAGGUGCUAUUCGUUUUGUUCUUAGUGGGGCUAACAUAAUGUGUCCAGGUUUAACAUCUCCUGGUGCUAAAAUGACAUCAGUACCUAAAAAUACUGUUGUGGCUAUAAUGGCUGAAGGAAAAGAACAUGCUUUGGCAAUUGGACUUACAUCAUUGUCUACUGAAGAAAUAGCUAAAGUUAACAAAGGUAUAGGAGUUGAAAAUAUUCAUUAUCUUAAUGAUGGUCUUUGGCAAAUGAGAACUGUAAAAUAAUUAAUUUAAUAAAAUUAUGCUUUUGAUAUA
This is a messenger RNA of Parasteatoda tepidariorum (common house spider), 721 nucleotides long. RefSeq names its product malignant T-cell-amplified sequence 1 homolog (gene MCTS1). NCBI's taxonomy places the organism in Eukaryota, Metazoa, Arthropoda, Arachnida, Araneae, Theridiidae. Gene Ontology annotation, biological process: formation of translation preinitiation complex. Gene Ontology annotation, molecular function: RNA binding. The record is from RefSeq and is a predicted model, not a curated record.